AUCUGCCAUUCUGCCUUUCCGUAAUGUCAUGUCUUUUUGUUAGAGUGAGUGAUGCAAUAGUUUCUCUAUUUAACAUUGGCAUUUCAUGAAAUCAUUCCUGUAUUAACUUCAACCAUUGCUAUUUAAUUUACAUCAUUGAUCAUUUUAAUGGAUAAACAAUUUUUCGCUGUGUUAUAUUUAGUGAAGUUGAGUAAAUUGUUAUUGUGACAGCCAGGGUCAUUCCUAACCUAUUACAAUGUCGUCUGCCAAAACGAACAGUGUAAACCCUAAUUCAAAACUGGCACUUUUCAAACACGUAAAAUAUGAACAUUUAAUAGCAGGUAUAACUGGAGGAGUAACUUCAACUUUAUUGCUUCACCCAUUGGAUCUUAUUAAAAUAAGAUUUGCAGUCAACGAUGGGCGGACGCCUGUGCCGCAAUACCACGGGUUAAGAAACGCUGUCACCACCAUCUUUCAACAAGAAGGCCUAAGAGGUCUUUACAAAGGGGUCACACCAAACGUGUGGGGAUCCGGAAGUGCUUGGGGAUUUUAUUUCUUGUUUUAUAAUUCUAUCAAGAACUGGAUCCAAGGUGGAAACUCAAAAACACCGCUGGGCCCGACGAUGCACAUGGUAGCGGCAGCCGAGGCCGGAGUACUGACUCUGGCCAUGACCAACCCGGUGUGGGUGGUGAAGACGAGGUUAUGCCUACAAUAUGGACGGGAAAUAGACGUGUCCAGUAACCAGCAGUACUACGGCAUGGUGGACGCUCUCAAGAAGAUCUACAAAGCGGAGGGUGUUCGGGGACUAUACAAGGGGUUUAUCCCAGGAAUGCUCGGAGUAUCUCACGGAGCUUUACAGUUUAUGACGUACGAGGAGAUGAAGAACUGGUACAACAAAUCUCGACACAUGCCCAUCGAUGCAAAAAUGGGCACUGCCGAGUACCUGACCUUCGCCGCUCUCUCCAAGCUGUUUGCGGCGGCUGUGACAUAUCCGUACCAGGUGGUGCGAGCUCGUCUACAAGACCAACACCGCGUGUACAAGGGAACGUGGGACUGCGUGGACCAGACUUGGAGGUACGAAGGAACGAGGGGCUUUUACAAAGGUCUUCUCCCAUACUUGCUCCACGUCAUGCCCAAUAUAUGUCUAGUCCUGUUAAUCUAUGAAAAGUUCACGGACAGUAGUUAACUCGUCAUAUAAAUAGUUAAUUUGUAAAUAUUCUCUCGGUGCUAUCAAAAUUGUUUCUCCCGUUGACGCGAUAUCUCAGUCCCAGCUGGGUUAUUCAGAAUGUGUCGGAUGAUACGUUGUAUUGGAGAUUCAAAUAAUUAGCAAUUAAAAUUUCUUCAGUUGGAUAGCAAAAGAUAUUUAAUAACUUAUUUUUCUGUACAGUAGGUUUAACUUAAGUAAUUCCUCAUUUCCCAAAAUUAUUGGAUAGGCUUGUUACUUAAGCUAUAAUUUGGGACUUGAUUUUCAUUUAAUGAUUCCAGAAUGGUAAAGUUGCUAAAAUAAAACAUUUUUGUUGACAUGUUAAGUUUCACCAAUGUUAGGAUUCAUCAUGAGGCUAACGUAAAAAAAUGUUAGUUUUCUGGCAAAACAAUUUUUUUUACACAUAUUGCUCUAAUCACUUGAGGUAUGGUAGGCCUACAAUUAAAAUUUUCUAGUAAAAUAUCACAAAAAAUAAAGUAUUUUGUCCCAAAACAGAAUAACACCCCCGUCAUUGGUUUAUAGAUUAUUAACUGCUUUUGUACAUACACUGUCUAAAUAUUUUGAAGAAUCAUUCAUUCUUGAAUUUUAAAAGCUUUGACAUUUUACGUUCUUGCCAUCCAGCAAACCAUCGUUAGUGAAAAAGUAAGAGCUUUGACUAUAGUUUGUGCCCAAUAUUGUAUUUUUUAUUUUAAUAUUUUUUUGUAGCCCAAUAGUUUGUGUCUCCUGGAGGUAUUUAAGCGACUCUUUCACCACUCUGCCACAAUCUAAGCCUAUCAUAUCCGUUAUUGUGGUGCUCGCGACUCUUUCUACCAUAGACUAACCAACACAAGUAGACUCCUCAUCCCAUUGUAAAUUUUGAAGCUCGUUUUUCGUGUCUAGUUCAUGUACGUCGACACUGAUCACUAGUGUAGACGAAAUUUCCUUUCUAUUAUUUUAGGGUUAUUUUUAUAAUUUAUGCUUACCGUUUGGUUAGGAGACCAGUUAUUGUUUAUGAUUAGAUGGUUUUAUUUGGUUAAACGAAGUUUUAAAUGACUGAAAUAACAAGAAACAAAUUGUAAACAAAACAUUACCUCUACAAUGCAGCAUACAAAACUAACAAUAAAAUUGGCUUCAGCUGUUCUAUAAGGAUGAGAAAUAUACUAAGGGAGUAUGUUUAAUCUUAAGUUAUACUCUGCACACCCCAAUUUUCACAUUUUUGUAUUAUAAUUUGAUAGGCUACAUCGAUUAUCAUUCAAAGUAAAGUGUGAGUGACAAAAAAGUAAUUGCCACACUCCUGAGGGUUCAUAUUUAAAUUAAUUGUAAAUAAAUAUAAAGGUUACUUACAGUCUUCGCAAUCCUGUUAGUUGAG
Molecule: messenger RNA, 2531 nt
Organism: Macrosteles quadrilineatus (aster leafhopper)
Lineage: Eukaryota; Metazoa; Arthropoda; Insecta; Hemiptera; Cicadellidae
Product: mitochondrial folate transporter/carrier-like
Exons: 6
Coding region: 236-1165 (309 amino acids)
Biological process (GO): folate import into mitochondrion; nucleotide transport
Cellular component (GO): mitochondrion
Molecular function (GO): FAD transmembrane transporter activity; folic acid transmembrane transporter activity
Source: RefSeq, a predicted model, not a curated record